AUGGCCAAAAAUGUCGACCAGGAGCCAAGCUUGGUCUCCGAAUGCGCAGUCUGCUGGAACGCUUACGAUAACAUUUUCCGGACCCCGAAACUCCUUCGAUGCGGCCAUUCCUUCUGCAUUGAGUGCCUGGCGCACCUCAGCCUGAUCUCCGCCACCCGGAGCCAGCUGCCUUGCCCUCUCUGCCGCUGCCUGACCAUGUUGCCGGCUAACCAGCAGGUGACCGAACUGGCCACCGACGUCACCAUCUUGCACAAGUUGGGCCUGGAGCCCAACCACAUCAUCCUGGAAGGACGGCAACUGUGUCUGAAGGAGCAGCGGAAGACCAGGUACUUUCUCCGCCAACCCAAGGUCUACACCCUAGACCUGGGCGUGGACCCCGAACUCGGCACCCAGACUUACCCGGAGAGCCCCCAACCGGUGACCGUAGCCAGCACCCCCACCGUCCCUCGGCGUUCCCUUCUCCGAGAGUGCAUCCGGAACCCGCAUCUUCGGAUCUUCACGUACUUGAUGGUCAUUAUCUUAAGCGUGACUUUGCUACUCGUCUUCUCCGUCUUCUGGACGAAAAACUUUUUCCCAGGUUUGGGAUGA
Protobothrops mucrosquamatus (brown spotted pit viper) is the source of this 588-nucleotide messenger RNA. It is a transcript of the gene RNF183, whose product is annotated as ring finger protein 183. The coding region runs from base 1 to 588 and encodes 195 amino acids. The record is from RefSeq and is a predicted model, not a curated record. The transcript has a single exon. Gene Ontology annotation, biological process: protein ubiquitination. Gene Ontology annotation, molecular function: ubiquitin protein ligase activity. Lineage: Eukaryota; Metazoa; Chordata; Lepidosauria; Squamata; Viperidae.